AUGGCGGACAAGAAGCAGCAGCUCGUCCUGUCCAUAAUCGACUUUUUGAACCAAUCCAUAGAUGAUGGCACUGUCAAACAAGACGACAGGGAAGGUCUUGAAGUUGCCAUUCAAUGCAUCGGCGAGGCAUUUGGUGUCGAUCCGUCCGACGACAAGCAGCGGCAACGCCUGGAUAUUAAACCAGCGAAGCUACAAACCAUAUUCGAUGUAUUCUUGAAAACAAGAGACAAAGUAGCAUCUUCGCCGGCAUCCUCAUCCACACCCUCUGCCCCUUCAGCGGAAACAAAGGCCAAGGCUGAGAAACUUAAGCAAACGGGAAAUACGCACAUGACACUUAAGAAAUAUGACGAAGCCAUUGACGCGUACACCAAAGCCAUCGCGCUCGACUCUGCCAAUCCCGUCUACUACUCUAACAGAGCAGCCGCAUACGCUAGCAAAGGCGACCAUGCAUCUGCAAUCCUCGACUCUGAAAAAGCCAUCGAAGUUGAUCCUAAAUUCGUUAAGGCCUACUCUCGUCUAGGGCACGCGCAAUACACUUUAGGAGACUACAAAGCUGCUGCUGCCGCAUUCAAGAAGGGAGUUGAGCUCGACCCCACAAACGCCAACCUGAAAUCUGGUUUACAAAAUGCCAUGGACCGCAUUCCUUCUGAAGAUGAUGAAGAUGAUGAUGGUCCGCCACCACUCGUGCCUGAAGGGGACAUCCCAUUGUCAAAUGCGCGCGCUGGCCCAGGUGCGGGUGCAGCCGGACUCGGUGGUAUGGCGGACAUGUUCCGCAACAUGGGGGGAAUGGGUGGGGCAGGCGGCAUGCCCGAUCUCGCUAGCCUCAUGAAUAACCCCAUGAUGAUGCAAAUGGCACAACAGAUGAUGGCCAACGGCGGAAUGGAAAGGCUUAUGUCGAAUCCAAAUGUCGCUAACAUGAUGAAUCGGAUGCAAUCUGGUGGAGCUGCGCCCUCUAUGGAAGAACUUAUGGCAGAUCCAGAGCUGAGGAAUCUGUGA
This is a messenger RNA of Suillus subaureus, 996 nucleotides long. RefSeq lists its product as uncharacterized. Gene Ontology annotation, biological process: post-translational protein targeting to endoplasmic reticulum membrane. Lineage: Eukaryota; Fungi; Basidiomycota; Agaricomycetes; Boletales; Suillaceae. The record is from RefSeq and is a predicted model, not a curated record. Gene Ontology annotation, molecular function: molecular adaptor activity; protein binding. Gene Ontology annotation, cellular component: membrane; TRC complex. The transcript has 4 exons. The coding region runs from base 1 to 996 and encodes 331 amino acids.